This is a messenger RNA of Photinus pyralis (common eastern firefly), 1049 nucleotides long. RefSeq lists its product as uncharacterized. Gene Ontology annotation, molecular function: nucleic acid binding. The transcript has 2 exons. NCBI's taxonomy places the organism in Eukaryota, Metazoa, Arthropoda, Insecta, Coleoptera, Lampyridae. The record is from RefSeq and is a predicted model, not a curated record. The coding region runs from base 27 to 1049 and encodes 340 amino acids.
UGUGCAUUCGGAAUGCAUUGUAUAACAUGUAUGCACAAAAGAAGCAUGUCACGGUGGCAGCGUUAAAUGCUGAAAUCAAAAACUCCCAUGUAUUAUUAAGUGACAGAAGUUUAAAUCGUGCGGUACAUGCCCUUGGAUUUAAAUUCAAAAAAGACUCCAAUCGUAGGGCAUUGAUAGAAAAGCCGAACAUUGCAGAAAUGCGAACCAAGUUUCUUAGACAAUAUAUGCAGGAGAUACGUUCAUCUAGUCGAAGACCAAUUGUGUUCAUGGAUGAGACAUGGAUUUAUUCAAAGGGAAACCCCGGAAAGUCAUGGCAAGAUGAAGAUUUAAAAAGUGUGCGAAAACCUGCAGGUUACGAUGGGAAAAGAUUUAUUAUUGUCCAUGCUGGUACAAGCACCGGGUUUAUACAGAACGCUUCUCUUUUAUUUGUCUCGAAGUCGUUGAAAGAGGACUAUCAUGGGGAAAUGAAUGGAGAUCUCUUUAAGAAAUGGCUUAUCAAUAAUCUGUUAAACAACUUGGAAGAGCCUUCGUUAAUUGUCAUCGAUAAUGCACCAUACCACUCUACAUUAGAGAAACUGCCCACAUCGUCUUGGACUAAAGGUGAUAUGGUUGCUGGGUUGACCAGAAGAAAUAUUCCUUUUGAUUCUACACUCUUCAAGCCCGAGCUGUAUUCAUUUAUAAAAUCGUUAGGAAUCCAAAAACAAUAUGAGGUCGACAACAUCAUUAGGAACCAUGGACAUGAUGUUUUACGAUUACCACCCUACCACUGCGAAUUUAAUGCUAUCGAGUUGGUGUGGGCACAUGCUAAAAGUUAUUACGAUAAACAUAUUGGACGAGACGGCUACAGUGACCACAGUGUAAUUUCUAUGUGGAACGAGGCACUGCAACAAUGUGACGAAACGUUUUGGGCCAAUUGUGUGCGACACACAGAAGACGUUAUAAAGGCGUGGUAUAAACGAGAAGAAGUAUUAGAUUUCACUGUAAACGAAAUGAUAAUUAAUAUUGGUAGUUGCUCCGAAAGUUCAGAUUACGAUUCGGAUACGGAUUAG